This is a messenger RNA of Marasmius oreades (fairy-ring Marasmius), 1248 nucleotides long. RefSeq lists its product as uncharacterized. The transcript has 6 exons. The record is from RefSeq and is a predicted model, not a curated record. NCBI's taxonomy places the organism in Eukaryota, Fungi, Basidiomycota, Agaricomycetes, Agaricales, Marasmiaceae. The coding region runs from base 1 to 1248 and encodes 415 amino acids.
AUGUCCGGGGUGAGGCGUGCACUUUCGCCAGGUCCUUCUUGGUGCAUUCUCUCAGAACCAGAUCCGAAUGCAGACAGCAACCUCACAUCGUGCUCAAGCUCGGACACGGAAUUUGAAGCUGAUCAGUUACUUCCCUCCGCAACCGAUAGCUCUCCAGCCAAUCCUAGUUCUCUGAAACGUCCCAAACAGACUGCUCUGAAUUUUUUUGCUCAAAAACGGGUGCGGAUUCAAGAUGAGACUGGUAAAGACGCAGCAGCGAUGAAUUCUCAAAAACGGUGUGUCGCAACAAAAUCGAUCCCGUUUCGUGUUACAAGUACUGUGUAUAUGAGUUCGAAGGACCAAGAGCUCAUUCAAAGUCCAUCGAAACCCAAUCGGUCUCAGAGAAAACCUUCUUCUAACAUGCGAUUGAGUUCACCUACUACUAGCAGUUCGUUUUCGCCACCGCCCCUUGAUCAGCUGCCAUCGUCACCUUCAGGUUCGAAAAACGGACGAAAGCGUGCUUCAGGUCAUGGUGUUAACCGUACACCGAAAGAAGGCCAGAUUCAGACAAAGACAAAUUUUCUGGGCUCCAUUGAGAUCUGUUCGUCUUCUGAGGAAGAUUGCGAGACAACGUCGACUCCGAGGAAGCCAGGAGCUACCAUAACGUAUAUUGAGAUCAGUUCGGACUCUGAGGGUGAGAAGGCUCCGAGGAAGCAUCGGAUUCGCCGUUCCGCGGAAACCAUUCAUAAAGCGACACCAAAACCCCCUUCCUAUUCCUCUGAGGCUACUUCAAGCAAGUCAUCUCUUUUCCUUAGAGAUAAGCAGGGUACCGAUUCCAGCAAUGUCUACAUUUGGGAUGUGAACAUUGCUGGAACCCGUUCCGAUUUUGACACGCAUCUCAGAAACGAUUCGACUUUGGAGGUCCCUCGAAGCAGUAGCGGAUCCUCUGAGCUUGAAUCUCCAACUUCAUCUCUCAACUCGCAUACCCCCAAAAUCUUUGAGAAAUCUUGUGCAUUUUUUGGGCACAGUAUGCCAUCGAACACGACGCAACCGCAAGCUUCCUCAUCCUCUUGUUCCUCGAGACGAGGCGCCUCUUCAAAUCGCGGUUCCGUUGUUCCCGAAAAGGAAGUAGUCGACUUUCUACGCUCAUGUAUCACGAAACCCAGACCGAAGCCUCGAAAAAUUCCUCCUAGACGGCAGACUUCUGCCAAUAGGAAUGAUGAUGAUGAUUGGGAUUUUUCGAGUCGUUUUCGAGGUUGGAUCCGUUGA